Messenger RNA from Alnus glutinosa, 2098 nucleotides. RefSeq names its product probable folate-biopterin transporter 3. The transcript is spliced from 5 exons. NCBI's taxonomy places the organism in Eukaryota, Viridiplantae, Streptophyta, Magnoliopsida, Fagales, Betulaceae. The coding region runs from base 122 to 1609 and encodes 495 amino acids. The record is from RefSeq and is a predicted model, not a curated record. Gene Ontology annotation, cellular component: membrane.
AGCUGUUGCAAGUCAAGGCGGCAACCGACCUCGUUAUUUGAGACAUACCAGUUUCAUAAAAGUCUAGAUUUCAAAUGUGCACAUCUUCCUUUUUCCAAUUUUUGCACGAAAAAGUUGGUCAAUGAGAGACGCAGAAGAAAAUCUUCAAGUUGGUUCUCAGAACCAGAACCAGGAGAACCCAAGAAAAAUGGGGUUCUGGGGAUUGCUAUGGACCCCUAUCCAAUGGUUCAAAAUGCUCAGUGAAGAGUUGCAUUGGAGCUUUGUGUUGGGUGUGGUCGUUGUGUAUGGAGUGAGCCAGGGUUUGGGUGUUGGUCUGAGUAGAGUUAGUACACUGUAUUACAUGAAGGAUGAGCAGAAAAUGCAGCCCUCUGAGGCUCAGGUGUAUUUUGCGUUUAUUCAAAUUCCUUGGGUUGUUAAGCCUCUCUGGGGCCUCCUCACUGAUACUGUUCCAAUUCUUGGGUACCGGAGACGACCAUAUUUUGUUUCCGCAGGUUUUCUUGGUGUCAUCUCCAUGCUUGUGGUAUCCUUGCACAAGAAAUUGCAUCUUGCAUUCGCUUUGUUAUCUCUAAUGGCAGGCAGUGCUGGAAUAGCUAUAGCAGAUGUUACCAUUGAUGCCUGUGUGACACAGAACAGUAUAACUCAUCCAUCCCUUGCUGGUGAUAUGCAAAGCUUGUGCGGACUGAGCUCUUCUAUUGGAGCACUGAUAGGAUUUUCACUUAGUGGCUUUUUUGUUCACCUAAUUGGGCCUAAGGGUGUCUUUGGGUUGCUUAGUAUCCCACCAGGAUUGGUUAUUUUGGUUGGAAUGGCGCUGAGGGAAUCCCACGUCCAUAACUUUACAUACAGACGGGUAAGUGAAAAGUUACUGGAUGCCAGUAAGACUAUGUGGACAACAUUGAAGUGCCCAGAUGUGUGGAGGCCAUGUUUAUACAUGUACUUAUCACUUGCUUUAAGCAUGAAUAUUAAUGAAGGAAUGUUUUAUUGGUAUACAGAUGCCAAGGGAGGUCCAUCUUUCUCACAGGAGGUCAUUGGAUCCACAUUUGCUGUUGGUGCAGUUGGCUCACUUCUUGGGGUCCUUAUCUACCAAAACUUGUUAAAAAACCACCCUUUUCGUGACUUACUUUUCUGGACUCAGUUUCUCUAUGGUGCAUCAGGAUUGCUAGAUUUGGUAUUGGUUUUACGCAUAAACUUGAAAAUUGGUGUACCAGAUUUUUUCUUUGCUGUAAUUGAUGCAGCAGUUACUCAUAUGAUAGGGCGUCUUAAAUGGAUGCCUCUUCUUGUACUUAGUACCAAGCUUUGCCCACCUGGCAUAGAAGGCACUUUCUUUGCUUUGCUUAUGUCCAUUGAUCAUGUUGGUAUGCUCUCAUCUUCUUGGGCAGGAGGCCUCUUACUCCACAUUUUGAAGGUCACAAGGACACAGUUUGAUAACCUUUGGAUAGCUACAUUGAUUAGGAGCUUGAUGCGACUAGUUCCUAUUGGAUUCCUCUACUUAAUUCCCAGAAAUGAUCCCAACUUCUCUGUCCUUCCAACCGAGAUGUUGAUGACAAAAAAAGGUGAUAGUAUUCUUGAACCUGAUACUGUUGAGAUGACCUCCCUUGUCAACAGCACUUGAUCGAACUAGAGAUGUUCUAAGAUGCAACUUGAAAGGAAACGCACAUCUAAUAGGAAUUUAUGGUUGCUACUUAUAAAAAAAAAAUAGGAAUUUAUGGUUGCUGCAUUGAAAUUACUGCUUCUUAUCUCCAACCUGGACGAGGGUAAGCAAUUUUGCUGCAUUGAUAUUACUGCUCCAGACCAUCAAUGAGUACCUCAGUGGAUGGCUUGGUUGUCUUUCAAAGCAGUUCACCAUAAAAAGCCUUCAAAUGCACCAUUGUUGGGGACUUCUAUACAUGCAAUCAGCCGAUAAUUAUGAUGGAAUGAGCUACAGAUCUCAGAUUGUAUAGCCAACCCAUACAGUUUCAAUUCUGCUCUAGGAUUUAGAAUCAGCAUGAAGCAGGAGGCCUGACAUUGAAGCAGAUUCUUUUUCUCAAUUCAUACUUCAUUAUUCAAAUAACAGCUCCAAUUAAAUUCAAGAAAUUACUCCAAUGGAUGAGGUUCAUGUUUA